Messenger RNA from Osmia lignaria (orchard mason bee), 2626 nucleotides. RefSeq lists its product as uncharacterized. Gene Ontology annotation, molecular function: protein binding. NCBI's taxonomy places the organism in Eukaryota, Metazoa, Arthropoda, Insecta, Hymenoptera, Megachilidae. Gene Ontology annotation, biological process: regulation of gene expression. Gene Ontology annotation, cellular component: nucleus. The record is from RefSeq and is a predicted model, not a curated record.
GUCAUAGAUAGGUUGCGCAUGCGUGGCCGCUAUCGCGAGUCAGACGAAAAUAUAAUCUUGUUUUACGCGCUAACAUUUGUACACAGAGGCUUUGCGAGAAAAACCUUCGGCAACUAGGAGAAACUUACGGGAUAAUUUGGGAUUAUCGUUUCCGUAAUGCGUUGCGGAUUGUUCCACGAAAGCCACGAGAAGAAGGAAGGCUCGUCGAAGAUGAGCAACGCGUACACGGAAACGGUUCUUCGGAACCAGAGUUCCGAAACGAAUGCCGUCGAGGACGUGACCGAAAAGAUUCAGCGUCUCUGUGUUACGGGCGAUAACGAACACAUUGCUCAAAUCAACUUCCCUGAACUCGUCGUUUCCAAAGACGACGAUAAAUGCAAAGAAGAGAAGAACACGGAAGACAAGGAGGAAAGGGAGGAAAAUGUGGAAAAAGAAGUAGAAGAAGAGACGGAAGACGAAACAAACGAGGAGGAUGAGAGUGAUGAUAACGACGACGAAGACGACGACGACGAGGGGGACGAUAACCUUAUCGAACGUGGACCGAUGAAAUCGAACGUAUUCUCCUCGCCUCGCGAUCCACCUUACACCACGAAUUUCGAUCAAAACUUGUUUGGGCGUAUAAACGAAAGAAAGUGGUGCGAUUACACUAAAAGCGAGGAAAAGAUUAAUAAGAAUUGUUGUACCGCUGAGAGUAACGAGAUUGGAUCGCAGGUGUGCGAUUUGAAAGAUGAGUUCAUCCCUCUAUCGCCGAUCGACGCCAAUGACCUAAAUGAGUACCUGUUGCUAGAGAACGUGUUAAACGGUGCCUUUCAAGCGGCUCAACGCUCUUCCAACAACGAGAAUCGAGAAUUCUUCGAUCCCGCUUAUUCUCCCCUCUCGACUAUCUCCACCGAUUCCCUGAGGCCAACCACGGGAUGGCAGAAUUUCAAUCAAGGUUUUCUCGAUUCCUCUCCCGUGACCAACGACGACUCGAACUGCGAGCAACGACGACUUUCACUAACGAACAAGACGAUCGAGACAAUCUUCGAUCCUCCGAUUAACGCGCCCGAACCGUCCGUCUACAGGUCCACCCAACUAUCCUCCCGUUGCUCCAGCUAUUCGUCCUCCUCCUCGAAUCAAUCCUACGGCGAUGCGGCUAGUCCAUACACUUACCAGAUGCCGUAUACCCCGCCGGUCGACAAGCAAAUUAACAAGGAUUUCGAGAAAUUCUCCAUCCAGAAACAACAGGACACGACCGAGUCCACGGAGGAAAUCUACAACAUCGGUAAUCCAGAGUUGUUGAUGAAAGUGUGCCAGGAACUUCUGAACAGUUGCGAAGGGGGAAAGAACGUGGAAGUGGACGGAACGCGGGAAGAAUUCUCCGCCUUGACUGGAAUUAACUACGAUCAAACGAAUCCCAAUUUCUCCCCUUCUCCCUCGGACGUAUCGUGUCCGGACUUUGUUUCCUUAUUAAAUUCGCCCUCGAACUUUUCGUCGUCGCCCACGACCUUCAACACCUUCGAAACUAUCAAAGCGACCAACACUACCGACGAUUCUCAAAUACCAAAAAUGGUCGCCUCUUUCGAAUCGUGCCACAGACGGCAACGAAAGUACGAACAGAAUAUAACGCCCUGGCCUUCGUUGAAUUUACCAUCCGUCACUGCAAGCGACAGGCUGAAGGAACAGGUGAAUCCUAAAGAGGUGGAGAAGGCUAUGAUGAACCUGCUGAAACGACCCGUCGAGGAGCUCGCCAAGCAGGACGAGGACGGGGACACAAUGCUAAUGUGCCUGGUUGGCAAUCCGGAGGAAUUAGCCCGGAAACAGGCGUACCUGGCACCGCUGGUCGAGCGGUUAAGCACGAUGAAAGAAGUUCUCGCGACCACCAACAACCGUGGAGAGGACGCGCUUUAUUUGACCGCGAUGAAUUGUCCACAGUUUCCAUACGUUACCGGAUAUUUAGCGGCGGCGAUGCUGGAGAAGAACAUCGACGUUAGCCAACGACUGUAUCGUACUCGCGGUAACUCAUUGAUACAUUCGGUCGCUGGGCAAGGGGACUCUCACAUAGAAGUUUUGGCCGAAUUAUUAGCCCUGAGAACGAACCAGGGGAACGCGGUAUUCGAUCUGUCGAAGCGUAAUUACGAUGGAAAAACCGCUCUGCACGUCGCGAUAGAAUCACACCAGCCGUUGUUUGGCGGCAAUUCGUCGUUGGCCAGCGUGAAGAUGCUUCUAAAGUACGGAGCGGAUCCUCGAACGAAGGAAACGGAACGCGGCGACACCGCGUUGCACUUAGCCGCGUCCAGAGCCUGCGAUCCCGCUCUCGUAAAGGGUGCACGUUCGACAGGUACUGUUGGACGCGUGCGGUUCCGAAUUGGUGAACGCGAUCAACUACGAUCACGACACGCCGUUGCACGCGGCUGCGAGCGUGUCGAGGAACGCGCCGCUGAACCGACAAACGGAAGUCUGUUGGCUGUUGAUUCACGCCGGAGGGAACAGGAAUCUGCUGAAUCGUCAAGGGAAAAGCCCGUUCGUCCUGGUCCCCCCGGAUAGGAGGGAAGCGCUCGUAAAGAUCUUCUACGGCAGACCCUAACGGGCAUGAAAUUCCCAGGGAAAAAGAUUGAUUGAAACGUUAAAAAAAAAAAAAAAAAAA